Molecule: messenger RNA, 957 nt
Organism: Caenorhabditis remanei
Lineage: Eukaryota; Metazoa; Nematoda; Chromadorea; Rhabditida; Rhabditidae
Exons: 4
Coding region: 1-957 (318 amino acids)
Biological process (GO): potassium ion import across plasma membrane; intracellular potassium ion homeostasis; sodium ion export across plasma membrane
Cellular component (GO): sodium:potassium-exchanging ATPase complex
Molecular function (GO): ATPase activator activity
Source: RefSeq, a predicted model, not a curated record
AUGAAGAAGGCCGACGAGAAUGCCACCCUCAUGAACGGGGUGGAAACCGCUGCCCCGGCCCGAGACGAGGCGCCGGAAACAUUCCGGGAAUUCCUUUACAACAAGAAGAAUGGAACCGUCUUGGGUAGAACUGCAAAGUCAUGGGUUCAGAUCGUCGUAUUCUACAUCAUCUUUUACGCACUUCUCGCCGCUUUCUGGUUGGCUUGUCUCACCAUCUUCCUUCGAACACUCGACCCGAAAGUGCCAAGAUUCUACGGAAAGGGAACGAUCAUUGGAGUGAAUCCCGGUGUCGGAUAUCAACCAUGGCUAAAAGAGCGACCGGAUUCGACACUGAUUCAGUACAAUCUUCAGGAUCAAUCCACCUACAAAGCAUACGUUGAACAGGUCAAGGGAUAUCUCAGCAAGUACGAUUCGAAUGCGACGGAGACUCGGGAAUGUGGAAGCGGGGAUAGCAAUGAUGAUCUUGAGCAGAAUCCAGACGCCCUUCCAUGCCGUUUCGAUCUCUCAGUUUUCGACAAAGGAUGCAGUGAGAAGAACGAGUACGGAUUCAAGAGCGGCAAACCAUGUGUCAUCAUCUCGUUGAAUCGUCUCAUCGGAUGGCGUCCAACCGAUUUCCCAGCCAACUCUGUCCCAGAAGAGGUCAAGGAACGCUACAAGCCAGGAUCGAUCGCCAUCAACUGCCGUGGAGCCACCAACGUCGAUCAGGAGCACAUUGGAAAAGUCAUUUACAUGCCAUCGAGCGGAAUCGACGGGCGCUAUUAUCCAUACGUUUUCACCAAGGGAUACCAACAACCAAUCGCCAUGGUCAAAUUCGACUCCAUCCCUCGCAACAAGCUCGUCAUUGUCGAAUGCCGUGCGUACGCCCUCAACAUCGAGCACGACAUCUCGUCCCGCCUCGGAAUGGUGUACUUCGAAGUGAUGGUUGAGGACAAGAAGCCGGUGAAGAAGGAGUUGUAG